This is a messenger RNA of Tachysurus vachellii, 4370 nucleotides long. It is a transcript of the gene kat2a, whose product is annotated as K(lysine) acetyltransferase 2A. Lineage: Eukaryota; Metazoa; Chordata; Actinopteri; Siluriformes; Bagridae. The record is from RefSeq and is a predicted model, not a curated record. Gene Ontology annotation, biological process: chromatin remodeling; positive regulation of transcription by RNA polymerase II. The transcript is spliced from 18 exons. Gene Ontology annotation, molecular function: protein binding; histone H3 acetyltransferase activity. The coding region runs from base 138 to 2507 and encodes 789 amino acids. Gene Ontology annotation, cellular component: histone acetyltransferase complex; nucleus.
GUUUCGAGUGAUGCACAUGCGCAGCGUCUCCAUUGUGUCUCGUGGAGAUAAGCGCACGCGAGGCCUGAAAUAAACAUCAACGGGAUAAUUAAGGUGCGCGCGCGAGCGAGCGGAUACAGAGGAAACUCGGCACUGAGAUGGCGGAGGCAGCGGCGCAGGCGUCCUCACAGGCGCGGCUUCAGCAAGGCCAGAGCGGAGGCUCGGCGGGCUCAGGAUCGGGGUCCGGAAGCAGCGACCCGGCUCGGCCCGGUCUGAGCCAGCAGCAGUGGGCGAGUCAGAAAAAAGCGCAAGUCCGCGCGUUCCCACGGGCAAAGAAGCUUGAGAAGCUCGGAGUGUUUUCGGCUUGCAAGGCCAACGAUUCCUGUAAGUGUAACGGAUGGAAGAACCCUCAGCCUCCGACAGCCACCCGGAUGGAGCUCCAGCAGCAGGCGGCUGAUUUGAGCGAGGCCUGUCGCAGCUGUGGUCACACCCUCGCGGAGCACGUGUCUCACCUGGAGAACGUCUCCGAGGACGAGAUUAACAGGCUGCUCGGGAUGGUGGUGGACGUAGAAAACCUCUUCAUGUCCGUGCACAAGGAAGAAGACACGGACACCAAGCAAGUCUACUUCUAUCUGUUUAAGCUGUUGAGGAAGUGUAUACUCCAAAUGGGCAAACCAGUAGUGGAGGGUUCACUAGGAAGUCCACCGUUCGAGAAACCCAACAUAGAACAGGGAGUGUUAAACUUUGUGCAGUAUAAGUUCAGUCACUUGGCUCCUAAGGAGAGACAGACGAUGUAUGAGCUGAGUAAGAUGUUUCUGUUGUGUCUGAACUACUGGAAGCUGGAAACGCCGUCUCAGUUCCGCCAGCGCGCCCAGAAAGAAGACGCUUCUGCUUACAAAGUCGACUAUACCAGGUGGCUGUGCUACUGUCACGUGCCUCAGAGUAACGACAGUCUGCCUCGCUACGAAACCUGUCAGGUGUUCGGCCGCAGUCUGCUCAAGUCCAUCUUCACGGUCACCCGCAGGCAGCUACUGGAGAAGUUCAGAGUAGAGAAAGACAAACUACCACCAGAGAAACGCACACUUAUUCUCACACACUUUCCCAAGUUUCUUUCUAUGCUGGAGGAAGAGAUCUAUGGUGAGAACUCUCCUAUAUGGGACGCAGAAUUCACGAUGCCAGCUAAUGAAGGAGCCCAACUGGGGCCCCAGACAGUGUUGAGUCCAGUAGCGGUUUCUGGUUCUCCUCUGCGGAAAGGUGCUGGUGGUCCCGGUGGUCCAGACGCAUCCUCCUCUGAACCCGUCACAGGAGAGAAGAGGAAGUUACCAGAAGCCCUGACCCUAGAGGAUGCCAAGCGGAUCAGGGUGAUGGGUGAUAUCCCUAUGGAGCUGGUCAACGAGGUGAUGACGACCAUCACUGACCCUGCUGCCAUGCUCGGUCCAGAGACAAGUCUCCUGUCUGCGAAUGCAGCGCGGGAUGAGACGGCACGUCUGGAGGAGAGGAGAGGCAUCAUAGAGUUCCACGUGAUCGGUAACUCGCUCUCUCAGAAGUCCAACAAGAAGAUCCUGAUGUGGUUGGUUGGGCUGCAGAACGUCUUCUCCCAUCAGCUACCACGCAUGCCCAAAGAGUACAUCACACGCCUCGUCUUUGACCCGAAACACAAAACUUUGGCUCUGAUUAAAGAUGGCCGUGUGAUUGGUGGGAUUUGCUUCCGAAUGUUUCCCACUCAGGGCUUCACUGAGAUCGUUUUCUGUGCUGUUACUUCAAAUGAGCAAGUAAAGGGCUAUGGCACUCACCUGAUGAAUCAUCUGAAGGAGUAUCACAUCAAGCAUGGCAUUCUUUACUUCCUGACCUACGCUGAUGAGUAUGCUAUUGGUUACUUCAAAAAACAGGGCUUCUCCAAAGACAUCAAAGUGCCAAAGAGUCGUUACCUUGGCUACAUUAAGGAUUAUGAAGGAGCCACGCUGAUGGAAUGUGAGCUCAAUCCCAGAAUCCCCUACACAGAGCUGUCUCACAUCAUCAAAAGGCAAAAAGAGAUCAUCAAGAAGCUGAUUGAGAGGAAGCAGAGCCAAAUCCGUAAGGUGUACCCCGGCCUCACCUGCUUCAAGGAGGGAGUCCGACAGAUACCUGUGGAGAGCAUUCCAGGCAUUAGAGAAACAGGUUGGAAACCCAGCGCUAAAGAGAAAAAUAAAGAACUGAAGGAUCCUGACCUUCUCUACAACAUACUGAAAAAUCUCCUGGCUCAGAUUAAAACACACCCAGACGCUUGGCCCUUUAUGGAGCCAGUGAAGAAGUCCGAAGCUCCAGACUACUACGACAUCAUCAAAUUCCCUAUUGACCUGAAGACCAUGACGGAGCGUCUUAAGAACCGCUACUACGUGACCAAGAAGCUGUUCAUCGCCGACCUGCAGCGAGUCAUCACCAACUGCAGGGAGUACAACCCUCCUGACAGCGAGUACUGCAAAUGCGCCAACACGCUCGAGAAGUUCCUCUACUUCAAACAGAAAGAGACCGGCCUCAUCGAUAAGUGACCCGACGCUCACACAGCGGUGGGAUUUAAAGGGGCAGGACGUGUACAGCAGCAGGCAUCACCAAAAACUCCCUGUCACGCGAAGACGUACAAGACAGAACAAUCAGAAAUGUGUGUGAGGAAGAAGAGGAGCGAAGUCACUGGGCAUUAGGGAUGUAAAAAUGAACUUCUGGUGGUUAAAGUCUCGCUUUGGACCUUGUUAUUCUUUCCGUCUGGUUUCGGCACGUCGUAUACGCACAGUUUAGAGAAUAACACGUCUGAUAAUACCGAUUAAACCCGUUCGUAUCGAUACUCCGUCAUAACGUUCUACCACAGCGCUGUUGAAUGCUCAAUUCUGAUUCGUCAGAUAGUAAUGAUCCAUUUUCUACAUCAGAAGCUCUGACAGUCUGUUAGGUUUAUAUUGUAAUGUUCUGCUUCUUAUACGUUUAUCGUUUCUAUAUAUACAUAUCUACAUGUAAUAUACUCACAGACUUUUUUUUUUAUAGUGUUCCAAUUUCUCAAUAACAUGACACAGUUUUUUAUUAAUAGGCUGGUUAUUAACUUUAACAGAGAAAAACAAUGAGGCUGGUGAGGGAAUAAUUGUUGUUUGGGAAAUAUUGCUGCUAUAAUGUACAUCGUUUCAUUGUUACAAAUGGGUAAAAAAGUGCUUUUUAUUCUGCAACUAAUACAUUGGCAGCGUGGGCAAAUUGCACCGAUCUAAGGAAUUAAAAACACUUUUGCGAUACAGUCUUAAAAAUGGGUAAACGUUUAAGAGCGGUAACAGUGACUCCAUGUCACAACACUCGGCUAUUGAUUAUUUUCCCUUUAACAGCAUAUCCAGAGCUGAUUUAUUCCACACACAGGCUACGUUAAAAUGCUUAGCGAUUAAGCUUUCUUGCGUCAAAAUCUGCAUAUACGCUACGGAUCCAGCGUUUACUCACUAUAAGGUGACACCGAUUGCUCAUCGAUAGUGUACACAGAGCCACAAAUAGUCCAAUGGAGCCAGGAGUGACUUACGAUAUAGAAGAGUUGAGGCCAGUUCUCAGUGAAAUGUUUCUGUGUGUCUAAAUUCUCUUCAUGUUUUCGAAUCGGUUUUGUUUACAUUUGUUAUUCUUAUCGCUCCCAUAUGUGCCAUUCCUCCAGCGAAUCCAUACGGGAAACCACACUUAGGGCUUCUUGCCCAUGUCUUUGAACUACUGUAAUUUCUUUCUGGACUGUAAGGCUAAAGCUGCACGUUAUGUGUUACAGUUGCAUCGACUCGGGUUUAAUUUUUUACCGUCCGAGCGCAGAAUAUAGACAAAUAUUCUGAUGGAAUUGAGCUGAAUAUACAAAAAAAAAAAAGCAUGAUCGUGCUGUAUUUAUGUGCCACGUUUCUGUUUGACAGACUGCAUAUGAAAUGUUCACAGGAUAUAAUAUUAUAUAUCUAUUAAAAUCUCAGCACCAGAUCAACACGUCUCGGUUUAGCACCUCUGUUCAUUUGCAGGUAUAAGCCAUAUUUAUCACUGCAGUGUUUCUUCAGUGCUUUGAGAGAUGAUGAUGUCCACUGGAAUGCAUUUUUUUUUUUUGUGUGGAAAAGUAAACACAAAAAAACGCUCCCCGUGUAUCAGAAUAGAUUUUUUUCUUUACUUUACUUUAUUAAAGUGUGUGUUGAAAUGUUACACAGAUCAACACACACCCUUACGUACCUGUUCGUGAUGUUCUGAUGUUGCAUGAUCUCAGCAACUUUACUCUUUGCAUUAAAGAAUGUAGCUCAUGACGUUAACACGAAAACGAUCUUCCCCGUUCUUCCCCUCCUCAAUGGAGGAUGAUGUUCAUGGCUUUGGUUACAUUUUGGUGCAUUUCUUUGUACUGUAAUUCUGUUUAUAUAUAUAUAUAUAUAUAUAUA